GACAGCUGCAGGAGGAAGCGAGAGAACGAGACAGGAGAAGGAGAAAGAUUCACGAAAAAUGCCGAUGCCCAUCGUAUAGCUCACCACGCCUAGAGCAUCUGACGCACAAUAGGUGCCUCGCAUGUUCCAGAUUGCGCGGGGUACCUGUAGCUGGGAGUGAAGCUCUUGCAGGUAUUUCGAACACACCAGCCGAGUUUGGCUGGUGCACGAUGGUGACAUGGAGAUGCGGGCACCCCGGGUGCGGGAAGCACUCGUCGUACGGCGUCAAGGGCACAAAAGAACGGGAAUUCUGCGGCCGGCAUGCUAAGAUGGGGAUGGUGGACGUCAGAAGCAAGAGGUGCGGCCACCCCGGCUGCGAGAAGCACCCAUCGUACGGAGCUGAGGGCACAAAAAGGGCCGAGUUCUGUGCCUCGCACGCGGCGGAAGGGAUGGUGAACGUCAGUAACAAAAGGCGAGGGUGUUGGUGUGGGCACCCGCGUUGCACCACGCGGGCGAGCUUCGGCGCAGAAGGAUCGAGGAAAGCAGAAUUCUGUUCGCGACAUGCGAAGGAGGGGAUGGUAGACGUCUGGAGCAAGAGAGGUCGCUGCACCUACCAGGGCUGCGCCACGCGGGCGCACUUCGGCUUCGACGGCUGCAGGAAAGCAGAAUUCUGUUCGCGACACGCGAAGGACGGGAUGGUGGACUUCAGGACCAAGAAGCACGGCCGCGAAAUUAUUUCUGUGUCCGAGCAAGAGCCAUCCAGCGAGGGACAGAGGGGAAUGAUGCACGAACUUUUUGGUGGUGGCCAAAGCGUCUCCUCAGGACCAUCACCGACAAGAACGGGUAAUAGGGGCAGCAGCAGCAGAAGCGACGGUACGGAUCGGUUCGCCGUUGAACGAGCUCCGGCGGAAGAGAGGGAGGAAACAGCCGCUGCGGCUUGGCUGUUCAUGGGGCUAAGGAUGAAGAGGAGGGUUGGUGAUGUUGGCGGCGGCGGCGGCGGCGGCGGCGGCGGCGUUUUUUGACCUGUGGUGCAAAAGCAUUUUUUCUGCCACCGGUAGGUGUUAGCGCCAAGAGGGGAAUUUGGAGUGUUGUUCUUGGCUCAGAGUUUUCGAGCUUUUUCUCGAGCUUACUGCUGGGCGGCAACUCUAGUCAAAUAAAUCAUGUACAGAUGUUGUGCCACGUUUUUCCUGUGUUGAUCUAUGGAGAUAUUUUCUUUGUUGUGCCGUGCGACGAAACCUCGAGUGCGUCGCUUGAUUAGCGGAGUAAUUCGUUCCUAUUGAAUUGCUAUGCAUCUUGCGUUGCUCCUGUUCCCUGCGUUAAGGCACGAGCAUCUCUGUCGGAAGCAGCUGCACCUACAGCGGCACCCAUAGUUCGGUGACAUGCUAGGCGUUUGGCUGUACAACUGCGUGACACCGACCGGUUGAUGUUGUGGAAAUGGUCAGCACUGCUAUGUGACUACCGGGAUGGAGGCCAAUGUUGUGCGCCCGAAUGACUUCCGACGAUUCCAUCCGAACGUUGUUCUCCGAGCAUAAGCUGUCAAGACUGCAGAAAUGAAGCAGGAGUUUGUACUUUGUAGCUGAUUUCGAGUACGGGUAGACGUGUUUUGCGGGAACUCCGCAAUUAUAUGAGAUGGGAGGUAUGUAAAGAAACGAAGUGAGUAGGUUCAGGUAGCUGUGAAUUGUUUUAUUCUUCAGGUUUUGCGCUACAAGCUCAACGACUUCUCGUUUGUGUGUGUUGUGGUACAGCAGUCCGAGGUUCACACAUACAUCUGGUAGGUGGGGUUUGUGUUUUGUCUUUUUCGUUACUGAUGCAUGUUUGUCGUGGCUGUGGGUUUGCUGCUGCUGCUGCU
Messenger RNA from Ectocarpus sp. CCAP 1310/34, 1828 nucleotides. The record is from the annotation of a GenBank genome assembly. NCBI's taxonomy places the organism in Eukaryota, Phaeophyceae, Ectocarpales, Ectocarpaceae.